Messenger RNA from Bombina bombina (fire-bellied toad), 556 nucleotides. Its product is annotated as putative small proline-rich protein 5. Lineage: Eukaryota; Metazoa; Chordata; Amphibia; Anura; Bombinatoridae. Bases 30 to 362 code for a protein of 110 amino acids. The transcript is spliced from 3 exons. The record is from RefSeq and is a predicted model, not a curated record.
AGCAACCUGAAUAAAAACCAGAAGCAGCCAUGUCUGGAGUAAAAGGACAGCAACAGAAAUGUCACGAGCCUUGCCCACCGAAGCCAUGCCCUCCUCCACAGCAAUGCCCACCUCCACAGCAAUGCCUACCCCCACAGCAAUGCCCACCUCCACAGCAAUGCCUACCCCCACAGCAAUGCUCUCCUCCACAGCAAUGCCUACCCCCGGCAGAAAUGCCCACCCCACAGCCAUGCCCUCCACCACAGCAAUGCCAGGAUCCUUGCAAACCAGUGUGCCCUGAACCUGUGCAGAAAUGUCCUCCUGUUCAAGAACCAUGCAAACCACAAUGUCCUCAGGACCAGCAGAAAUGUGUUAAGAAAUAAAGAAGCAAACUAGUUCUAUCUGUUGAUCCAAGAUACAAGCAUUACCUUAACUACUGUAUUUAUUGUGUAUUGACCAUCCAAUGGCUAAAACAAUAUACUGUACCAAUUGUUAUGGUGAAUGUACCAGUCAAUACCUGUUCCUUUUUAUUGAGGCACAGUAUUUUAAAAAUUGAAUAAAAGUUGGUUUAACAAUU